Molecule: messenger RNA, 759 nt
Organism: Alternaria postmessia
Lineage: Eukaryota; Fungi; Ascomycota; Dothideomycetes; Pleosporales; Pleosporaceae
Exons: 3
Coding region: 1-759 (252 amino acids)
Biological process (GO): vesicle fusion; endoplasmic reticulum to Golgi vesicle-mediated transport
Cellular component (GO): late endosome membrane; endoplasmic reticulum membrane; ER to Golgi transport vesicle membrane
Molecular function (GO): SNARE binding; SNAP receptor activity
Source: RefSeq, a predicted model, not a curated record
AUGAACGCGCUCUUCAAUUCCGCCUUACGGCAGUCGACGUCGAUACGAAAAGAUCUGGACCAGUUUGCCGACUCGGCCUCGCCAUCACCACAUCUCCAAGCCCAACUGAACGCGUCGUUGACUUCCUUUGCACGCACCAUCGACGAUUAUGGCAAGCUUGCAAAGCAAGAACCUGUACAGACCAAGGCAGAAAAGGCCCAGGAGCGAUUGAAGAACUUCCGAGCUGAACUGGAAGAAUACAGGGCCAACUUCAAACGUAUUAAGAGCGCAAAUGAGGAGAUUCAAAGUACAGAAGCGCGCACAGAACUGCUAGGCCGCCGUCCGCACAACACAGCUACGCCCGAAAACCCCUACGGACAACCUAAUCUCUCCGCCCAACAUUCGGCCUUUGCACCCUCCCAACCCUACAACCCCAAUGCUCCCUACCGACCGAACCCAUACUCUGCUGGCGCACCUCAAGGCGGUGACUAUGAUCGCGAGGGUCAUGUGCUGAGGGAAAACACUUUCUUCAACAAGACGUCUGAGCAGUUAGAUGAGUUCCUAGACAGAGGGAGGGCUGUGCUCGGCGACCUGGGCCAGCAGAGGGAUAUGCUCAAGGGCACACAGAGGCGGCUUUACACCGUUGCAAACACCUUGGGUAUUAGUGGUGAUACCAUACGUAUGGUGGAGAGGAGAGCGAAGCAGGAUAAGUGGAUCUUCUGGGGUGGGGUGGUGGUCUUUUUCCUGUUCUGCUGGCUGGUCAUCCACUACUUGAGAUGA